Molecule: messenger RNA, 417 nt
Organism: Pseudocercospora fijiensis CIRAD86
Lineage: Eukaryota; Fungi; Ascomycota; Dothideomycetes; Mycosphaerellales; Mycosphaerellaceae
Exons: 2
Coding region: 1-417 (138 amino acids)
Source: RefSeq, a predicted model, not a curated record
AUGGCAGGCAGUCUCGCAGACCUGUCACUAGCGGAGCUGCAGAAGAGAUACGAUGCUUGCGAAGAUGAGCCUGAGCUCGCGGCUCUCGAAGAAGAGCUCGCCGUUCGACAUGGCUAUGCCUCCUGGGAUGCGUGGUUCCAGGCCAUCGCGGAGAGCAGGCCCGUCAUGGAAAUGGUCUAUGGAAUCAGUACCGAAGAGCUCAAGAGCCAACCCUACUGUCUCUCCGUUGGCGACGAGACUCUGUGCAGGUGCUGCCGACAUUGGGACUUCCGAUACAUGCUCACCCACCGAAUUGAAGAUCUUGAGACAAACCUAGGGCUGCUGAAAGACAUUGUUACGCACGUGGUGAAUAAUUGCAUCGUCGAGACCGAUGAGGAAGCCUACCGAUACUUGGCACUGAGCUACUACACUUCGUAA